GCUUAGGCGUUUCCGGUGACGUCACCGACCGAGUGACUGGCUUCCCUUAAAUAGUCAGUAGUAAGUCUGGGCGGCGGGUGGUUCUCUUUGUUUUCUCCCUGGGAUUAAGAGCGGACAUCGUCUUUCGGGGACCCGCGACGACACAAUAACAGACCGUCCGACAUGAAGCCACUACUUAUACCUUUGCUACUUUCCUCCGUGGGAAUCGCCCUGUGCCAAUUGGCGGAGAACUUGAGCGGCAAUCCCUGCGUCAGUCGAGACACCUGCGGAAAGUGCAUCACAGCCGAUCCCGAGUGCGCCUGGUGUUCAGAAGAGAAUAUCGCUAUCGAUGGUGAAAAACGGUGCGACUACAGAGGAAAUUUAUACAGAAUAUGCAAUAUUUCUCAUGUAGUAGUUCCUGGUCAGAUAGUUGAUAAAUUAAAGGAUGAUGAAUUAAGCAAUAAGGGUGUUGCAGAAGGAAAAGCUAUCCAAAUAAAACCUCAAGAAAUUAGGUUAAGAUUAAGACCAAAAUCAAAACAAACUUUGAAAGUAGAAUUUCGACAGGCGGAAGAUUACCCAGUGGAUCUGUAUUAUCUUAUGGAUUUGUCGAAGUCGAUGGAAGACGAUAAAACUAAAUUAGCACAAUUGGGAGAUCUUUUAUCCGACCAGAUGGGAAAAAUAACAGCUAACUUUCGGCUAGGUUUCGGUUCCUUUGUCGAUAAAGUAGUAAUGCCUUACGUUAGCACAGUUCCGGAAAAAUUAAAAGAACCAUGUACAAACUGUGCUGCACCUUAUGGUUUCCAUAAUCACAUGCCUCUUACUCUAAAUACUUCAGCCUUUGCAAAAGAAGUCAACAGUACCAAAGUCUCGGGCAAUUUAGAUGCUCCAGAAGGUGGUUUUGAUGCCAUUAUGCAAGCUAUAGUUUGUGAAAAAGAAAUUGGCUGGCGUAAAAAAUCCAGAAAAAUGCUUGUAUUUUCUUCAGACAGUGGUUUUCAUUAUGCCGGUGAUGGUAAGCUUGGUGGCAUUGUCAAACCCAAUGAUGGCAGAUGUCAUUUGGAUAAAAAUGGAUAUUAUACUGAAAGCGUACACCAAGAUUAUCCAUCCCUUAGCCAGAUUAAUCAUAAAAUAAUGGAACACAAAGUGAAUAUAAUUUUUGCUGUGACAGCCAAUCAGGUACCUGUGUAUUCCCGUCUCAGUGAGCAGCUUGAAGGUAGUAGCACUGGAAAAUUAGAAAAUGAUUCUUCUAAUGUAGUCACUUUAGUAAAAGAACAAUACAAUAAAAUAACAUCUGGAGUAGAAAUGAAGGACAAUGCUACUGGCAAUGUGAAAAUUACUUACCAUUCCAAAUGUCUUGGUACAAAGAGAGAGAAGACAAAUUCGUGUACAGGAUUAAAAGUUGGCACAAGUGUAACGUUUGAAGCGGAGAUCGAAGUCACUUCUUGUCCAAAAAAUAGACGUGACUGGAAUCAGACGUUUAGGAUUUCUCCAGUGGGAUUAAACGAAGCACUCAUAGUACAUCUUGAGAUGAUAUGUGAAUGUGAUUGUGAAAAGCCAGAAAAUGAGGAAACGUUCAGCAGCAAGUGUAGCGACGGCAACGGAACGUUCGAGUGCGGAAUCUGCAGCUGUUACAGCAAUAGAUUCGGAAGACAGUGCGAAUGCGAUGCCAAAGACAUCAAUCAGUCCAAAAACGACAGCGCCUGCAGAUAUAUGAACGAAGAUCGAUUGUGUUCGGGACGAGGAAUCUGCCAGUGCGGAAUCUGCGAGUGUUUCCCGAGAUCGAAUUACGAAAAGGUGGAAGGGAAAUUCUGCGAAUGCGACAACUUCACUUGCGAUAGAAGCGACGGAAAGAUCUGCAACGGUCCCGAUCACGGUAUCUGCGAAUGCGGAAAGUGCAAAUGCCUGGGCAAUUGGACGGGAAGCGCCUGCGACUGUCUGGAUGACAACGAAACGUGUAUAGCUCCCAACGGGAAAUUGUGUAGCGGAAACGGCGAGUGCGUGUGCGGAGCCUGCAAGUGUUUCAAAGAAGAGGAGGAACACUACAGCGGCCAGUUUUGCGAAGAAUGUCCGACCUGUCGAGGAAAGUGCGACCUUUUCAAAGAAUGCGUCCAGUGCAAGUUCUUCAAUUCGGGACCUCUGACUGAAGAAGAGUGCCUCAACUGCAGCAUCACUCCGGUGGCGGUGGAGAAAAUCGAAGUGAAAGAAGGGGACAAGUUGUGUGCCUUCAGAGAUGACGACGACUGCAAGUUCUUCUUCACCUACAGGAUCGAUUCGGACGGUUACGUCAAAAUCCACGUGCAGAGAACUAAAGAUUGUCCGGAACCUGUCAACAUCCUGGCCAUCGUUCUGGGAGUGAUCGGAGGAAUCGUGGCCGUGGGUCUGGCCCUGCUGCUGAUCUGGAAGUUGCUGACCACCAUCCACGACAGGAGGGAGUUCGCCAAGUUCGAGAAGGAGAGGCAAAUGGCCAAGUGGGACACGGGAGAGAAUCCGAUCUACAAACAGGCCACCUCCACCUUCAAGAAUCCCACUUACGGAGGCAAGCAGUGAGCCCCAACCGUCAGGCGUCUAGUUUAGAACCACUCUAACCCUUUUCUUUUGGCUAAUUUGCGUCUGUUCUAACCGGGUUUCGGUCGGUCCCCGUCUAAAGAUCUGAUAAUCCUCGUUUUUAACCUUUUCGUUUUAAUUUAUGUCACGCGUGGGUCGACGGGUCGACCGGAGGGCCCGGUCGGCCUCCUUUUCCUACUUUUUAAUCGCGGUUCGUCUUCCGUUUCCGGCUCCGGGGGCGGGCCGCUUCCGUCCGCCGCGGCCCCCUCCGUCUUCCUCGGUCGUCGUGUGGGGCGACGGCUCCCCGACGGCCUCGGCGCCCGGCAAGCGGGGAGCGGGAGAAAUUUCCCGUCCGCCGCCGCCUCUGGCGCGACGCGUGGCGGACGGCGCGUCGCCUUUUGUACAGGAAGAACGGCGGUCCCAAGGGCCGACUUUUGUAGAACCGGAAAUCGUCUUCCGCUUUUGUUAUUGUCCGAAGCCAAAUCGUUUGUUUAAUAAAAUUAUUUAAUACCGAA
Molecule: messenger RNA, 3035 nt
Organism: Centruroides sculpturatus (bark scorpion)
Lineage: Eukaryota; Metazoa; Arthropoda; Arachnida; Scorpiones; Buthidae
Gene: mys
Product: integrin beta-PS-like
Exons: 21
Coding region: 163-2523 (786 amino acids)
Biological process (GO): cell migration; cell adhesion mediated by integrin; cell-matrix adhesion
Cellular component (GO): cell surface; focal adhesion; integrin complex
Molecular function (GO): integrin binding
Source: RefSeq, a predicted model, not a curated record